Sapajus apella (tufted capuchin) is the source of this 6722-nucleotide messenger RNA. RefSeq names its product nucleolar protein 4 (gene NOL4). The coding region runs from base 1244 to 2800 and encodes 518 amino acids. NCBI's taxonomy places the organism in Eukaryota, Metazoa, Chordata, Mammalia, Primates, Cebidae. The record is from RefSeq and is a predicted model, not a curated record. The transcript has 10 exons.
UCUGGAAACAAAUGGAUGGAAGUCCUGAAUGGAGCAACUGCUUACUUCAUCUGCUUGGAAAAAUCGUCCAGAGGAACUCAUAUUUGGCUACUCAGAGCAGUGAUGGGGGUGUCCGUGACGUGGCAGGGGGAAAAUAGACAACUGAAACCUCCCGUGUGAACUGCAAACUGUGACCAAGCAAGGGGAAAACGAUCUGUCUCUAUUUCUUGCAAAAGGUUUCAAGCAUCUGCAUCCUAAACUUACUUCUAUGUCUUGUACCCAGUUCAGCAGAAACCAGAGGAGAGUCCUGUCUGGGGGUCCCAUCGUUAUCCCGGAGACCCGCCGCCAGCGGCCUGCCUUCGUUUACCCACAUCCCCCUGGAACGGAUAUCUGUUUGGGGCAUUACAAUUUAUCCUGUAGAACUAUGGCCAGAUCUCCAUCACUGCUUUGCUAAUUUCUGGGACUUAACUCGUAGAAUCUACAUGCAGGGCUGGAAUUUAUUCCAAGUGUAUCUGAAGAAAUGACAUUUUAAACCGUUUUUUAAAUACCUUGAUUUAAAAAAAUUCCUGUGAAAUAGGAUUUGAUAGGUUUAAAAACAUGACAGGUAAGAACUUUCUCUCUUUCUAGUCCCUUGACACCCGUUUUGGGGAAAGUCAAAGAGAAACAGGACUCAGGAGGAAGAAGAGAUCGAGGACCCGUGUGUCCUUUGGGGCUCUCAGGCGCUGGGCGGGCGGCUGCUUUCGGGAGAGGCGCAGCCCUCGCUCCUGGACCACGGGGCCAGUGGCUGGGGAAGCUUCUGGGGCGCGCGCGGGGAGGCGGCGCUGCGCUCCACCUGCUCAGCCCCGGACGCAGCCCGGGGGCGAGGCGUCGAGGGACCACCCCAAUUCAAUAUUGGGAUUUUUAAUAAACCAAGGAAUGGGAUUUUAAUUAUUCAAAACCCAGCUCCUCUGGGUCAGAAUGCUGUUGGGAUGGUCCUGGUCACACAAUAUUAAAGAGACCGAUCGCUAAGAGGACAGGAAAAGCGUCCGAGACCGCCGUUGCAAUUACGAAUGGACCAGACUUGGUAGCACAGGACAUUGAUUGCUGGUGCCCAACUGGACCCUCCUCCCCUCUCCCCAUCCCUUCCCCCACCCGAGGCAGGCUCCCGCGGCGGCCGGGACCUCGCGUCCCUGCAACGUGGCGGGGGCUGCAUUUUUCAUGAGCCCUGGGUGAACAGGUGCGAAGUGCGCUGGGAGCAUCCGGCCAGCGGCCGGACGCGGGGAACAUGGAGAGCGAGCGCGACAUGUACCGCCAGUUCCAGGACUGGUGCCUCAGGACUUACGGGGACUCAGGCAAGACCAAGACGGUGACCCGUAAAAAAUACGAGCGGAUCGUCCAGCUCCUCAAUGGCUCCGAGUCGAGCUCCACGGACAACGCCAAAUUUAAAUUCUGGGUCAAAUCGAAGGGCUUCCAGCUGGGCCAGCCGGACGAGGUCCGCGGGGGAGGCGGCGGCGCCAAGCAAGUGCUCUACGUGCCUGUCAAGACCACGGAUGGCGUAGGGGUAGAUGAGAAGCUGUCUUUACGACGGGUAGCUGUGGUUGAAGAUUUCUUUGACAUUAUUUAUUCGAUGCAUGUGGAAACGGGGCCAAAUGGAGAACAAAUUCGAAAACAUGCUGGACAAAAGAGAACUUACAAAGCAAUUUCAGAGAGCUAUGCAUUCCUACCAAGAGAAGCGGUGACACGAUUUUUAAUGAGCUGCUCAGAGUGCCAGAAAAGAAUGCAUUUAAACCCAGAUGGAACAGAUCAUAAAGAUAAUGGAAAACCUCCCACUUUGGUGACCAGCAUGAUUGACUACAAUAUGCCAAUUACCAUGGCCUACAUGAAGCACAUGAAACUGCAGCUGCUAAACUCACAGCAAGAUGAGGAUGAAAGUUCAAUAGAAAGUGAUGAAUUUGACAUGAGUGAUUCAACACGGAUGUCAGCUGUGAACUCUGAUCUUAGCUCCAAUCUUGAAGAGAGAAUGCAAAGUCCCCAGACUCUUCAUGGCCAGCAAGAUGAUGAUUCUGCUGCAGAGAGUUUUAAUGGCAAUGAGACUCUGGGGCACAGUUCAAUUGCUUCAGGGGGAGCACACAGCAGGGAGAUGGGAGACUCCAACAGUGAUGGCAAAACUGGGCUGGAGCAGGAUGAACAGCCACUGAAUCUCAGUGACAGUCCCCUCUCUGCGCAGCUAACUUCGGAAUACAGAAUAGAUGAUCACAACAGUAAUGGAAAAAACAAAUAUAAGAAUCUUCUAAUUUCUGACCUCAAGAUGGAACGAGAGGCGAGAGAAAAUGGAAGCAAGUCUCCCGCACAUAGUUACUCCAGCUAUGACUCUGGGAAAAACGAGAGUGUAGACCGAGGCGCUGAGGACCUCUCGCUAAACAGGGGAGAUGAGGACGAAGAUGACCACGAGGACCAUGACGAUUCAGAGAAAGUUAAUGAGACAGACGGCGUUGAAGCCGAGCGGCUGAAAGCUUUUAAUAUGUUUGUCAGGCUGUUUGUAGAUGAAAACUUGGACCGAAUGGUCCCAAUCUCUAAGCAGCCCAAAGAAAAGAUCCAGGCUAUCAUUGACUCAUGCAGGCGACAAUUCCCUGAGUAUCAAGAGCGUGCCAGAAAACGUAUACGUACUUACCUCAAGUCCUGCAGGCGGAUGAAAAGAAGUGGUUUUGAGAUGUCUCGACCUAUUCCUUCCCACCUUACUUCAGCAGUUGCAGAGAGUAUCUUGGCUUCAGCUUGUGAGAGUGAGAGUAGAAAUGCCGCCAAGAGGAUGCGUCUGGAGAGACAGCAGGAUGAUUCUGCCUAAAACAAAAAAAGGAUAGAAAAUUUUAAUAUGUAUGAUCAAUAGAGAAUCUGUGUAUUCAAAAUAAUGACCUUAUAGAAUUGCUAAAUCAGUUUCUAGAUCAUGCCUUGUGAAAUUAUGAAAUAGGCAUCAGGAAAGGAAGACAAAAUAUUGGUAUAUCCAAAUCCAUGAGGGGAUUCUUUGUUUUGUUUUUUCUUUCUCAAUCAAUAUAUACUUCCACUUAUAGGAGAAAUUUUAAAAUUGUAUUUUAGUAACCUAAGUUUAGGUUACUAAAAAAUUGUAGAAUAUCUAAUUGUUUGAAUGUAUGAAAAUUGUGCUGCUGACAGGUAAAAUACAUAUAGAAUGUGAAUAAUAUGGCUUUUAUAUUUAAAGCUUGUGGAAAAUGAAUAUGUUGACUCUAUAGUUUUAAAACAAUUUCAAUAAUUACAAAAGAAUGCAUAUAUGAUAAAUUGCACUGGAUACAUAAUAAAUUAAAUUUGAUAUUUAGAAUCAAAAGUGCUUUUUUAUGUUAUGAAUCAAAUCAAAUUAGGAAAAUUUUCUAACAGAUUUGGAAGCACAAUUUUGAUGCAAGAAUAUAAUUGGCAGAUGUAACAUAUAUAAAUCUCUUGAAAACAUUACACAAUGUAGUCAAAAAUGGUGUAAGCAAAAGGGAAUUUAUUAUCCUGGGUGACUAAAAAUUCUAACAGUAGGGCCAAAUUUACAUAUGAUUGACUGUCUUAUAGAUUAUGAGUCUUCUUUCAGAGAUCCCUUGGGGGUUCUGCUCCAUUUUUGUUAUUUCUUUUCUCAGGCAGAUUAUUCUCUUCUGGUAGCAGCAAAGGUGCAGCAGCUCCAGCCUUCCAUCUUCCCCGUAUGAUUGGGUUACAUAUUCAUCCCUGAAGCAAUUGCUGAGGCCAGAGAAAUGGAAAAUGUAUAGGUCACACAGUUUGUGAGCCAUUGGUAGAGUAAAUUCUAUAAAACGCACGGAAUGAGAGUAGGGUAGGAGGAUCAGAUACAGUUAUGAGAACGUGAAGAGGGAUGAAUACUGGAAGGCCAAUGAAAAACUGUUCACUACAGUGGACUGUACUGGCUUUCUAGGGCUGCCAUCAUAAAGUACCACAAACUCAGUGAUUUAAAAUAACAGAAAUGUAUCCUCUUACAAUUCUGGAGGUUAGAAGUCCAAAAUCAAAGUGAGAGAAGCCAUGCUUCCUCAAAACCCCUAGAGGAGGAUCCUUGUUUGCUGCUUCUGGUAGCCCAGCCAUUCCUUGGUUUCUGGCAGCAAAAUUCCAAUCUCUGUUUCCAUCUGUGUCUCUUCUUCUUUUCCUAAAAGAUUACCAGUUAGUGUGAAUUAAGGUUCACCCUAAUUCAGUAUUGUCUCAUCUUAACUAGAUUACACCUGCAAUGACCCUGUUUUCAAUUAAGAUCACGUUGAUUGGUAUGAGAGAUUAGGACUUCAACAUACUUUUGGGGGGACACAAUUCAACCCAUAACAGUAUACUGUUUGCACCUUCCACAAUUCAUGUCCUUCUAACUUCAAAAAUAUAUUCACCUAUCCCAAUAUCCCCAGAAGUCUUAAUUCAUCCAGCAUCAACUCUAAGUCCAAUCUCCUCUAAAUAUAUUCAACUCAAAAACUACCAAAUAUUGUCUUUAAAUCAUCUAAAUCCAGUGUGGGUAAGACUCUGGAUAUGGUCCAUCCUAGGGCAAAAUUUCUCUCCAUCUGUACACCUGUGAAACCUGGAAAACAAGUUAUAUGCUUCUAAAGGACAGUGGUGGGACAGGUAUAGGAUGGACAUUUCCAUCCCAAGAGGGGGAAAGGAAAAGGAGAAAAUGGAUCAAAGUUCCCAAGCAAGUUUAAAACUCAGUAGGGUAAAUUCCGUUAGUUUUCUAAGACUGAAAAUAAUUAUUUGUGGCUCCAUGUUCUGUCUUCCUGUCCCAUCUGGCCAGUGGGCCCAUCCUCUUGGCCAGCAUGAGCAGUGGCCAUGACCUCUUGGCCAAUGAUGUCCAGCUGGCUGCUGGCCUCAACCUCUGGGCUCAUUGCUUUGCCCCUGGAAUCAUUCUUGUUUCAUUCAAUUCCAUCUCUGUCCCUUUUCAGUCUGGGCUGACAGUUUUUCUGCAGGUAUACAAUUUUCAAAAACUUUGUCAGUCUCCUGUGUAUGUCAAGGUAAUCCACACUAUUAGACAUGGGGAUUCUUUAUACAGUACAUUCUUCCUGGAUAAUCUCAUCUGUCUUCCUAGAAUCUGCUGAAAUGGUUGAUUGAACCCAUAAAUCACAUAUGUAAUCUCUUUAGCAUACUGCUGUCCAGCCACACCUGUUUUCAGAGCAUACUAUCUGAAAAAUUUUUCCAGAUCAUCAGGUGCUGGUUCCUUGGUGUAAGUAAAUUGAAUCCAUAACAUGAGAUAAGUCCAGUUUUUACAUUGCACUUUUUGAAGAAUGCGUGUAUGGCUUUAUGCUCAUUAGCCUCACUUAAUAGGAAUUUACCAGCAGAAGUAUUGAAGGCACACAAUUUACCAGCAGAAGUAUUGAAGGCAGCAGAAAUAUUGGCAGCACAGUAUUUACAGAUGCAAAGUAUACAACUACCACCAACUAUCUUUAAGUAAGGGAAAACUACUUAUAAUUUAGAGUUUUAUUUAUUUGAAGAUUUGAAGUACAGCCAUUAUAUUCAUUUAAAAAUUUUUAAGUUGCAUGAAUUUUAUCAUCAGGAGACUGGAAUAGAUCGCUUCCUUCUGUCUCUGUCUCUUUUUCAUCUUCCCUCUCUUCUUCCGUCUGUCUAUGUUCCUCAUACAUAGUAUAGAAAAACUCUUACACAUAAUAUAGAAAAACUCUUAUGAAAUUUUGUAUCAAAAUAUGAAGAAAUCCCAGUCAUCUAAAAUCAAUGAUAGAUGUGCAGAGCAUAAGUGUUGGAGUUGUCGUUUAAAAAGAAUAAGGUGAAACAUAAACCAAUAGGUACAUGACUGCUUUUUCGUGAAUGUGGAAAAUACAUGUAGUCCAUUAUGUCAUUAUUGUUUAAAAGGUAGAAAGUUUCUCUCUCUCUUUCUCUCUCUCUCUCUCUCUCUCUCUCUCACACACACACACACACACACAAAAUCUAUUUUAAGAUGCUUUUAAUAAUUGUUUCUUAAAUAUUUUGCUUAGUUGUCAUCAUAGUAAUUAUUCAGUUUAAGAUGUGAAUGCAAUAGAUUUAAAAGUGCUUUGUCUACGUUAGAGACAAAGCUGUUACCCGGUGAUUCUCCCAUACAUACACUGUACAUAUCCUCUAAUUGGAGCCUCCUAAAUUGACACUGCAAAUAAGUACUUCUUAAUGAUGAUGAAGAAGCCAGUUACUGAGGAGCUGCUUCGUGAAAAGUACUGUCAUUCAUAGCUGUAAAGUACUAAACAAGCCUUAAAUUAUAUCUUCUGUUUUAAAGUCAAACUAAAAGUAAUCUAUACAUGUCUUUUGUUUAUUUAUCCUAUUGCUUUCAUCGAAAUAUGAAAGCACUUAAAAUAUUCAGCAGUGACUUACGUGUUAUGGAAGCGACCACUCAAGGCAGGAUUUCUGAAAAGUUAUAUGCAUGUCAGCAUCAAUGCAAGCCCAGCAGCAGCUGAGCUCUAGCCCUGUACAAGGUGCAGGGGAUAAACACCAGGGCUGCCUGUGUUCAAAUUCUUUCCCUGUCUUUACCUGACCGUGUCUCCACUCAUGAGGAGGAAAGGGCAUGCAUCUUUGUCUUUGUGACACAUCAAGGUUCCUUCUUCUUCGAAGCUCAGACGUGUAAAAAAUGCUGUGGAUGCUAUUGUAUCAAGGAACUCAAGAAUGCCUGGUGCUGUGCUAUACCAAUGGCAACAGGGUCCAAUCCAAAGAUGGCACACCCAUUAGGGCUUACAGAUAUUUCCAGUAAUCAUCUACCCUUGCUUUGAGACAAAUGACUUACUUCAAUAAGUCCUAAAAAACACUGCGCCAGUAUUUUGCAAAAA